UUUUGUCCUAAAUCUGGAAGGAGAAAUGGAUGGUUGUGGCGAUGAUGAUGGAGGAGCUGGAGCUCACCUCCUCACGAACCCCUCAAACCCCUCUUCUUCUAUCGCCUCCUCCGAUCUCUCCACAUCAGCGUCCGUCGGCGCCGCCUCCAUCUCGAUAUCCUCGAUGAACUCUCAAUUCGAGGCUCUUGCCUCCUUCGACAUCCUCCGUCUAAUCUUCGAGAUGCUGCCUGUUUCGGACCUGGCCCGCGUCACUUGUGUCUGCCGCUUCUGGCGAUACGUUGCCUCUGACGGCAACAUCGUAGCGAAUGCAUUCAUGGCUCCCUGGAAGCUCAAGGCUUUGGUGGGGAAACCAUUGCACGGAAGCUUUUGGCGGGACAGCAGCAUCUCCAAAUUCGCCAUCUCUCACCGCAUCAGACGUGGGGAUACCGUGGCCAGCCUGGCCAUCAAGUAUUCGGUGCAGGUUAUGGACAUAAAACGGUUAAAUAACAUGAUGAGUGACUAUGGCAUUAAUUCAAGGGAGAGACUAUUAAUACCUGUAAGCAAACCAGAAAUCCUUGUUGAUGUCACAUGCUUCAUAGAGUUGGAUACUCAUGCAAAAAGGGAGGUGGCUGUGCUGUACUUGGAAGGUGGGCCUGACACAAAGCUCAGCCACGUCUUCAACCGGACCUCUGACCGAGGCAGGAAGAGGGUUAUUGACUCCAUAAAGAGAAGCAUGCAGGUUGAUGAUGGAACUGCUCUAUACUAUCUCUCUCUCUCAAAUGGUGACCCUCGAGCUGCACUUGCGGAAUUCUCUGCAGACCUAAGUUGGGAGAGGCAGGUAGGUAUAGCAUAGUUUAGUCAUGCUAUACUGGUGAGGUAUAACGUACGGGGAACUAUUGAUUUCAUGAGUUUCUAGUGUGCUGGUUCUCCUAUUAUGCCCCAUUAUCAAGAACGGAGAGAGGGCAUUAAUUUUACUUGUCUCCUUAAGGAAGGGUUUUACUUGAUUCAAGUGCAUUGUGAUCCUCUGUGAAUAAUGUUGAAGCUAAAGCAAGUUCUUGAUUAUCUUCUCUGGUGAGUGAUGGUCAACCUUGAACCUUCAUCCUUUCAAACUUACUAGUCGUAUUGAUGCAGUAUGCAAUUGUGUGGUUGAAUUGUAUAAAUAUAUGAAAGCUUGAUGAUGUUGUGGAUCUAUUGGAAAUGUUACUUAUAAUGGAUGUAUAUGUUUGAAUUUUCCACAAUCUUUGUGCAAUACCACAGCUAGAGAUCUUGCCA
This is a messenger RNA of Tripterygium wilfordii, 1251 nucleotides long. RefSeq names its product F-box protein At1g55000. The coding region runs from base 26 to 832 and encodes 268 amino acids. Gene Ontology annotation, molecular function: protein binding. NCBI's taxonomy places the organism in Eukaryota, Viridiplantae, Streptophyta, Magnoliopsida, Celastrales, Celastraceae. The transcript has 2 exons. The record is from RefSeq and is a predicted model, not a curated record.